AUGGGGCUUCGCAUGUUCCGCGAUUUCCUGUACCUUCAACGGUGGGAGCGGGAUGUGCUGAUGCGGGACUCGCGCCGGGAGGGUUUUCUUGUGAGUGCGUUCCGCCGAGUGCCGUGGUCGGGAGUCGCCAUGUUUUUCUUCAUCAUGGUCUUCUUUGGCGUGGACCUCGGUGCCGGCAUCAAGCACACUGCAAAGCAGAUCCGCGAGAAGAAGGAAGACGCGAUGCAGUCUGUGGAGCUGCAGAAGGUGCAGGCGCGGCAGUGGUCUGUGGAGCAGGUAAAGAACUUCCGUGAGGGGGAGGUUCCAAAGCCGUCGUGGACCGAGGGAGGUCCGCGCGGGGCAGCCUCAUCUGCUUAG
Molecule: messenger RNA, 357 nt
Organism: Trypanosoma conorhini
Lineage: Eukaryota; Euglenozoa; Kinetoplastea; Trypanosomatida; Trypanosomatidae
Exons: 1
Coding region: 1-357 (118 amino acids)
Source: RefSeq, a predicted model, not a curated record